Molecule: messenger RNA, 2229 nt
Organism: Chiloscyllium plagiosum (whitespotted bambooshark)
Lineage: Eukaryota; Metazoa; Chordata; Chondrichthyes; Orectolobiformes; Hemiscylliidae
Gene: mindy4b
Product: MINDY family member 4B
Biological process (GO): protein K48-linked deubiquitination
Molecular function (GO): cysteine-type deubiquitinase activity; K48-linked deubiquitinase activity
Source: RefSeq, a predicted model, not a curated record
CUCAGAAGGGUGUGCCUGGAAUGUACCCGUGCUCUGAUUGUCUUGCCACCAGAUUCGGAGUCAAGCCUGAAGGAUCAGUUGAUCACUAGUGCUGGUGCGCUCAUUGCCUACAUAGUGCCUUUCGAGUCCCCCACAGACAUCUUGAAUUUUGCAGAUGGAUAAGGAACUGGGUGAUCGGAACCAUCACUUCAGUGAACAUGAUUUGGAUGCGAUCACCAACAAGAUCAGUGACCUGGGCAAAUGGAGAGAAAUCUUCAGUCAACAAGGAUUACAGUUCAAAGACACUGUGGUAAAGAAGUAUCCAGACAGCCGUAAGGUUGAGGAUGAGAGUAAAGAUGGAGCAGGAACACCUCAGUCCAGAAGCAUCACAUCUCGUAGUCACUUCACCACCUUCAGUGUCCCAUAUUGUGUCCCAAAAGCGUUUGUUGUAUCUUCGAACUUAGGCGGCCUGCCCAUCACACUGGAGACAGCAGUGGCACUACGGAAGAUUCUGUUUGGAACAGCAUUUCAAGUUUUCAGUUAUGAAUGGAAGAAAUCCCACUUUAAAUUCCGAGAUCCCUAUUCAGAUCUGGCAUAUGCCCUGGAGGCAGAGAGGGGCGGCAUCAGGUCUAUUCAGAUGGCUGUGCAAGCACAUAUUCUCAAGUACUUGCUGUUCACCAGAAACAGUGAAUUGGAAAGCCAGAAUAUUAAAUGCCUGCUUGGAGUGAACCAUAAAGGACAAGAAAGUGCACUGGCAACUGCACUCUCUGACAUUCUGUGGACUGCAGGGGAAGGAGCCGGGAGCUUUGUUUGUUUGGUGACCACUGACUGCUAUUUUGCCCCAACAAUCGACUACAAAAUGGACAGCUACACGGAGAGACUCCAGCUCUUCCAGUUCACUGACAGGGAAAAGCUGCAAAAUUUUAUUGCUGAACAUAUAUGCUGUUUUACAGGUGAAGGGAGUCAUGCAGUCAUUCUGUUCAUCUACAGUUUACUCUUGUCAAGGACCCUGGAAAGGCUCUAUACUGAUAUGGACAAUACAACCUCUCACCUCUUGCAGCUGAGUCUGGGAAAUUUCAUCUGCACACAAGCCCUCAUAAACCUAAUGCUCACUGGGAGAGCUAGUCCGAAUGUUUUCAAUGGAGACCUUCAAUAUGAUAACCAAGGUGUCCUGCUUAAAGAACCAAAGCAUGGAGUCCUUGCCCGAAGUGAUGUGGGGUAUCUCUACUGGAACAGACAUGAGCUAGAACAUGAGAGGCUCCCACAGGUUGGAAGUAUGUUGAAAACUCCCAAGCUCCCGAUAUGGCUAUGCAACAUCAAUGACACUUUCAGUGUGCUGUUCAACACCAAUCGGCUCCUCUUGUCUGACUGGAGGAUGGAGCAUCUCUUCGAUCUGUAUUUUUACAGUGGCCAGCCAUCACAGACAAAGACCGUCACCCUAACAAUUGAUACUCACUCUCAUCACUGGGAGGAUGGGAUGCAUGAGGAGGAAGGAGAUCCUGAGAAAAGGUUCCCCUCGGUAGAAAUGACCAUUCGCACCAAGUGGGAAGGAGCUGUUAUUGACUGGAAUGGAACUGUACCCUUUUUCUGAAAGAUCCCAGCAAGGGAUUCACAGGAGACUGUUAAACAAUGAUAGAUGACUGACCAAUUCUGUUGUAUUGGGAAAUUGAAGGCUGACAGCACAAGUCUAUUAUUGUCCAUUUACCCCUAGUUCCUUGGUACUGCACAGGCAGAGUCCCGACAGUGUUCAGUCAUAUAUUUUGUAUCGUUACUUGAGCAAUUCCAAAGUUAUUCAUGUUCUCUCAAGCUGUUCUUAUUGAAGCAUAAAUAGAGAGCUCUCUUUAGGUGCUCUUGUGAUGUGGUGAUAGUAACCUUGCCUCUAAGUCAGGAGGCUUGGGUUCAUGUGCCACCUACUCCAGAGGUGUGUCAUUACAUGUCUGGGAUGGGUUGAUUAGAAAUAGCUAAGUUGAGAACUUUCUGUGUUGCUGCUAACCCAAUAACUAAUCUGUUCUGAUGACUUGAACAAAUAGGCUAUAUUUAAGGCACAGAGCAUCUAAAUGCAUCUGCCAUUAGCUAGACUUGCCUUGCACCCUUCAGCUCAAACAGAAACUCCCCCAUCAAUAAGUUGAAUUUGUGCAGAGAGAAAGGCACAACAAAGACAACCUGAUAAAAUAACCAUGAGGGUAUAGACUCAUAGAGAUGUACAGCACAGAAACAGACCCUUCGGUCCAUCUCAUCCACGCCAACCAG